GAUCGAGACAGGGGAAGCCGGCAGGGAUAGUGGGGUUAUUAGGGAUAAGGAUAGAUAGGGAUGAAUUUGGCGGAAUGGGGCAGAGCCUUGUUAAAUUUGGGGGCUGCCCUAAUUAUUCCGGUCAUCCAAGUUUCCACCUGGGAAAUGGGCUGGAUUCACGGAUAAUUUAUCAGGAUUUAUAUUAAAUAACAAAACUAAUACUGUGGGGCUUAUUUUAGCUGGGCUAUUUGGCAAUGGAGCUACCCAUUUUCUAAGCCCAGUUUGCAUGCAUUCCUGGGUUUUGCAAGGUGGGAAUACUAUUGGGUUUGGCUUGUAAAUGUGUUGAUUCAAAGCUUUUGGGUCUGCAGUAAGCUAUGGCGUGCCAAGGAUUAUGAUAUAGGGUUAGGCCCGCUGUUUUAGCAGGGAACACGGGCCUUGGCUGGCUAAGAAAAACUUGGGCUUUGAUGGGAAUGUGGGGAUUAAGUAGUUGAUGAAAGUUUGUUUGGAGAUAAACUAAGGCAUUGCAAGCAGGGAUUCAUGGCACCCAGUUUUGACUGUGUGUCCAAUCUCCUGUGUGCUGAAGAUGCCAGCUUAGUGGCCUGGGAUGAUGAGGAGGUAGAGAACAAUGGUGUUGAUGACAAUGGUGUUAAUCGCAGUGCCCACCCUGGAUUUGGGCAUCAUGAGCCUGUUGCAUCUUUGCCGGUUUUUCCAUUGGAGGAUGAUGAAUCUGUGUCUUUACUUGUUGAGAAAGAGGGCGAUCAUAUGCCCCAGGAGGGGUAUUUGAAUAGUUACAGGAUUCGAACUCUGGAUCUCUCCAUUCGUCAGGAUGCAAUGGGAUGGAUUCUCAAGGUACAUGCUUACUAUAGUUUUGGGCCUCUUACGGCUUAUUUGGCCAUCAAUUACCUGGAUCGCUUCCUGUCCCGUUAUCAGUUGCCUCAAGGGAAGGUGUGGAUGCUUCAGCUGCUAUCAGUUGCUUGCUUGUCCUUGGCUGCCAAAAUGGAAGAGACUGAUGUUCCAUUGCUGAUAGACUUGCAGGGUGGUUUUAAGAAAUAUAAUUGGAAUUUCGUGCAGAUUGGAGAUGUUAAGUUUGUUUUCGAAGCUCGGACUAUUCAGAGAAUGGAGGGUCUGGUUCUCACUACACUUGACUGGAGGCUUCGUUCUGUUACACCAUUUUCGUUUCUUGAUUAUUUUCUCCACAAGGCAACAGGCGACAUUUCGCCUCCCAGGGCUCUGAUAGCUCGAUCAAUAGAUUUCAUACUUGGCACCAGCAAAGUGAUCGAGUUUUUAGAGCAUCGGCCAUCUGCAAUAGCCGCUUCAGCUGUAAUGUGUGCAGCUGAGGAAGUGAUGCCUUCCGUGGCAGUGGACUUCAAGAGGGCAUUGUCGUGCUGUGAGAUUUUGGAUAAUGAAAGAAUAUACAGUUGUUACGGCGUUAUGCAAGAACAGCUUGAUGAGAGGGCUAAAGUACAGAUGUCGAAGAAGCAGGUAUAUGGGUCGAUAUCAUUUUCCAUUCCAAGGAGCCCCGUGGGCGUUCUGGAUGCAGCAUGUUUGAGCUGUAACAGUGAAACUACCAUGGCCUCUGCUCUCAGUGUUAGCCCUCCUGCCAUGAUAGGGGCUAAGAGAAGGAGAUUGAAUGUGUUCUGCAAUGCUGGGUGAUUUUUAGCUACUGUCAUCAUUCUAUGCAAUGGAUUAAAGGCGCCUUGCAGAGAGCUUUAGAGUUCUUAAAUCCAAAGUGGUUCCGAUGAGAUCAUUGUCUAGCAGCCAAGGGGGUCGAUGGAUAUGGCAACCAGUGGUUCUAGAGUAAGCUUAUGGAUUUACGGAGUGAAGAAGCGGGUUCUUCUUGCCCGCCAACUAUUCUCUCGGGAAACACAAAAAAAUGGAAAAAAAAGCUAAAAAUGUUUCUUGCAAUAGGUUAUUCGUUUCUUAUCCGAGUAACUAUGAAUUGAUUUGUAUGGUCUACUAUUUAUUAUGUCAUGAUCUGCCAAUGUAUGACACUGCAGACUUCUUUCUCAUGUUGGUCAAGGUUUGCAGACCACGCUUGUUUGCAGGCCAUAAUGCAGACGGAUGGUAUUAAAAACUCUGAUACCACUGAAACAUAAAGUAAUUGUUUCAGGCCUAGAAACCUUAUUUAAAAACCCACGGCAUUAUAAUCAAAUGCGUUCAAUGUAAUCUGCAAAUUGUUUAGAGUAUGUAAUUUGGAGGAUGCAAAAAUAUUUUUAGGCACUUCUCAAACAUUGUGCUACUACUUA
This is a messenger RNA of Cryptomeria japonica (Japanese cedar), 2225 nucleotides long. Its product is annotated as cyclin-D3-1. The record is from RefSeq and is a predicted model, not a curated record. Gene Ontology annotation, molecular function: cyclin-dependent protein serine/threonine kinase regulator activity. Bases 517 to 1632 code for a protein of 371 amino acids. Lineage: Eukaryota; Viridiplantae; Streptophyta; Pinopsida; Cupressales; Cupressaceae. Gene Ontology annotation, biological process: regulation of cyclin-dependent protein serine/threonine kinase activity; mitotic cell cycle phase transition. Gene Ontology annotation, cellular component: cyclin-dependent protein kinase holoenzyme complex; nucleus; cytoplasm. The transcript is spliced from 6 exons.